AUGGUUGGCAAUGCAAAGUUGGAAUUUAUCAAUGACAGACUUCAGCUUCUUACUGGUUUGAAGAGGCCAUUUGGAGACAUUAGUAUUAUUGCUGUUGGAGAUUUCUUUCAACUUAAACCAAUCAUGGAUGGAUGGAUUUUUCAGGAUUUAAAGCAAAAUGCCCAAGCACUUGCAUGUAAUCUUUGGAAAGAAAACUUCACCUUAUUUGAGUUAGAUGAAGUAAUGAGACAAAAGGAUGAUUUAGAAUUUGCACAGCUUUUGAACCGUCUUCGUCACAAUGAGAUGACUUCUGAGGACUUGGAUAUAAUUCACAGAUGCAUCAUUGCUGAAAAUAGUCCAAAUUAUCCACACAAUGCUCCCCAUCUUUUCACAAUGAAUGCAAAAGUAGAUGAAUAUAACAAUAAACUUAUAGAGCAACUUCCUGGUGAAAAAGUCAUUGUAAAAGCUGUUGACAGUGUCCUCCAAGACCACAGUAAGUCUGUGAAAGACCGACUACUCAGAUCAUUGCAAAAUCAAGAUGAUGUAAGCAAAACUGCAAAUCUCAUGACAAGACUAACUCUAGCCAUUGGAAUGAUAUAUGACAUUACAGUUAAUAUUGAUGUUACUGAUGGCUUGACAAAUGGUUCAUCGUGUACUGUAUUUCUUGUUGAAAACAGAUUAGCUGGUGUAUCAAGGCCAAGUAUAGUGUGGGUGAAGUUUUUAGAUUCUGCAGUUGGGAGAGUUGCUCGACAGAAAUACAGACAUCUUUUCCAUGAUGAUGUUAUGGAUGAUUGGACACCAAUAUUUGACUGUCAGCGAUCUUUUGUUUUCAAUUCAACUACAUAUCAAAGAAUACAGUUUCCUUUAAGACCAGCUGCUGGUAAGACAAUUCAUAAGGCUCAGGGCUGCACUGUUGAUGAAAUUGUAGUAGAUUUGUCUCAAUCAAGGAUAAGGAAAACACCACACAUUCAUUAUGUAGCUCUUAGUAGAGUUAGAUCUGUUGACAAGUUGCAUAUUCUGAAUUUCAAUGAGCAAGCAUUAACUGUUGAUGAAAAAGUUGUAGAAGAAAUGGAAAGAAUGAGGAAGGAAGCACCUCUAAAACUGUGUUAUCUUCCAUUGUACAAAACAGAGCAGAACAAACUAAAAAUUAUGUUUAAUAAUGCAAGAUCUCUUCACAAACAUUUCGAUGAAAUUAAAAAUGAACCCAAUGUUGUAGCAUCAGAUGUUAUUGGUUUUUCAGAAACAAGAUUAACCAUCAAUGAUGAAGAGAAUUUUAUGAUGGAAGGUUACUUGACUUUGUUUAAUCAUGAAAAGAGAAGUGACAGCAAUCGUCCUCAUCAUGGAACAGCAUUAUACGUCACAAAGAAUUUCUGA
Messenger RNA from Saccostrea cuccullata (small rock oyster), 1353 nucleotides. Its product is annotated as ATP-dependent DNA helicase PIF1-like. Gene Ontology annotation, biological process: telomere maintenance; DNA repair. The coding region runs from base 1 to 1353 and encodes 450 amino acids. The transcript has 2 exons. Lineage: Eukaryota; Metazoa; Mollusca; Bivalvia; Ostreida; Ostreidae. Gene Ontology annotation, molecular function: DNA helicase activity. The record is from RefSeq and is a predicted model, not a curated record.